AGGCGGAGCCCGUCCCCCCCCCCCCCCCGCAGGACGCCGCCCGGCCGCGGUGCGUAUUUAUGCUGGCCCCUGCGCAGAGCAACUCGGCUGAGCGUGGGGCGGAAGCGCCCAGCGGUUCUCCCUCCUUCCCGCCCGGGCGCAGGCGGCGACGAGAAUGAGCCAGAGAGACACCCUGGUCCAUCUCUUUGCCGGCGGAGAGCUUGAAGCUCGGAUUUCUGUUUGUACUCACUGACUCUGGACUGUGGUAUUUGAGGUGGAAGAAGAAUGUAGUGUUCAUUCUGAGCAGGUCUGGAAAAGAAAGCACACCUAAAUGAUUUUGCUGGACUAGUUCAUGUGUUUGCCAAUACAUCAACAAAGUACUACUUCACUUGUAUGCAACUCUACCCUCAUGUACUACUUGGACCUUCUGGACUUUUUUAAAUAGGAUAUUCUCUGAAGUUUGAUGUGGAGGUACUGUUGGUGCAAUUCUGACAUGUCCACUGGAAGUUGUGAAAACACGAUUGCAGUCCUCCUCUGUGACUCUCUACAUCUCUGAAGUCCAUCUCAACACUGUGAAUGGUGCUAGUGUCAACCGAGUAACUAGAGUUUCUCCUGGACCUCUCCAUUGUUUGAAGAUGAUCUUGCAAAAGGAAGGUCCUCGUUCUCUGUUUAGAGGGCUGGGUCCUAAUUUAGUAGGUGUUGCUCCUUCCAGAGCGAUAUAUUUUGCUGCUUACUCAAACUGCAAGGAAAAGUUGAACAGUAUUUUCAAUCCAGAUUCUACCCAGGUACACAUGAUUUCAGCUGGUGUGGCAGAGCUGCCUUUCACUCUGCUCUCUUUCUCUCCACGGUUGUGCAGAAGUUUUACUGCGAUCACAACAACUAACCCCAUUUGGCUAGUAAAGACACGAUUGCAGCUUGAUGCAAGGAAUCGUGGAGAAAAGCGAAUGAGUGCUUUUGAAUGUGUCCGAAAAGUUUAUCGAUCAGAUGGUAUUAAAGGCUUUUACAGAGGAAUGUCAGCAUCCUACGCAGGCAUAUCUGAGACUGUAAUUCACUUUGUUAUUUAUGAGAGUAUCAAGAGGAAACUACUGGAGUAUAAGACUGCUUCUGCCAUGGACAGUGAGGAUGAAUCGGCAAAAGAAGCUUCGGACUUUGUUGGAAUGAUGAUGGCUGCUGCCACUUCUAAAACUUGUGCAACAUCCAUAGCAUAUCCCCAUGAGGUUGUACGAACAAGACUAAGAGAAGAGGGAACAAAAUACAGAUCUUUCUUCCAGACAUUAUCUUUGCUUGUGCGAGAAGAAGGGUAUGGGUCCCUCUACCGAGGUUUAACUACACAUCUGAUCAGACAGAUUCCAAACACAGCUAUCAUGAUGUCAACCUAUGAAGUGGUAGUCUACUUGCUCGAUGGAUAGCAGCGUGACAAGGCUUCCUAGAAGAAGGUGGAAGAUUGAAAGACUGGAGUGGACCACUGAAUGUCAGUGCCAAUGUGGUGGGCAAAAGGAAAGUUACAUGAGGAACAUGCAGCUAUGGACAAAACAGAAGGUUGAUUGUGGGCAACCAUGAAUAAUUUUGCUGCCUUAUUGUGUGUGGUCUCCUGGCAAUGUGACAAAUGGGAACUGCCCCUUAGGGAAUGCCUUUAUCCAUCUCUUAAUUCAAAAUUGUUACUUUCCUUUUCAUCUAUUGAUCUAGACAAGACCAUUCAGUCAUUUUCAGAGACCUGAUGGGUGAGGGAGGGGGCAUAACUACAUUCUUGGGCAGCCUUAUUCACCUCUCUUAGUUGUUGCUCUCAACUACAUCCUUUUUGUUCUGUUUUACUGCACAGUAACCUGAAGAAUGGGGAAGACAGUACUUCCAUACCCAAAACUUCCAUUCAGUUGCUCUGAAGGCUCAUAGAGACUUGAGGUAGUAGUCAGUGUAUAGAGGUUUCCAUGUUGCUACCUCAAGACAAAAUAUGGCGCAGGGACCCAGAACAGAGUUAUUUCUUCACUAAAAAGGUGAUACUUGUUUUCUUUGAAGUUUGAGCAGUGUUGUAGGUUAGUUAGAGAGGAUCUGAUUGUUGAACUCUUCAGGUUAUCAAUCUCUUGAUAUUGGUGUAUGUGGAUUUCUAGUUCUGCUGCAUCAUCUUUUUUUCUUUUCUGGAACUUUUCCUUUCUUAGGCAAGAGAGAGACGUAUAAAACAUUCUGCUAUAUCAUCGGUUUUCCUUGCCAGCCUUCAGGUCACUCGCACAGCUAAGGAAGAACUUGCUGAAUGCUACUUCAUGGCCUUUUAAAGGUUUCUUGAUGUGUUGAGAAAUCUCAACUAGUCCAGCCUGCCAUUUGUGAAGACAGGAUUCACUCAAAUAGUUUCAUGCUACCUAAGAACAAGCUGUAUUGUCCUAAAAUGUCUGCCAAAGCCUGACUUGUAUUAGCAGUAGCUGUAUGGGAGUGCAGGGGAAGAACACAUAUCGCCAUGGUUAAGGCAACCAGAAAGCAGAAAACUGUAGAAGUUGUGAUAGAUUUUUUCACUGCAGACAGCCUCUGUGCAGAAUGAUGGAGAAAAUCGUAAUUGAGAUUUUCUUGUAAGCAUUCCCCUUGAUAAUUGCUGUAUCACUUCUUCCAACUUGAGCCCAUGUACAGAACUGCAGCUGACAGUAUAACCUUGUCCUCCAAAUUGUCUGAAUAUUCAGAUACUGUUUUUGUUGUUCUGUAAGCCAAUUGCAAAACAAUGGCAUUCAGCACCAAGGUUUAGCUAGUUUAUUCUGUCAUAAUUUACAGGGUUUUCCAAAACAUACAGUUCGAUUGUCAAAAUAACAAGUUUAAUGUUAGAACUUGUACAGCUUUGCAAACAAAUCUUAUCUGCACCUUGAGAACUUCUUAGUCUGCAUCCAUGAUCCUUAUGAGGAAUAUGAUCAUUAUAAAUUUGGGGCAAUAGCUUUCUACCUACAAAUGCUGCUACACUGGUGUGGACAGAACUGUGCUAUCAACUCUUCCAGUGUGGUACUUUGGUUCACUUAAACUGCAUUGUGUGCAAUGGCUUUAUUUUACGAAUGACUCUGUAUGCACUUUGUGGCCUUCUGAUGGCUUGUGACUUUUUUUUCUUCCUCUUAUCUGAAAUCAAACUAUGUUCAAAACAUGCAGUUUGCUUUUACACAAGGCAGGUAGUUUGAUUUCUAUGUGAGCAGCGCAGGAUAAAACAUUUUAUGCUGUAGAUCUAUGGCAUCUCUGUUGUGGUAGUUCUGUGGGCUGUAUGUAAAAGCUUGAAGCUUACAGAACAAUCAGUCUGGGCUUUUCUCAUUUUCUUUCCUUUGUUUUGACCCUUGUCAUAUUCUCCACAUGGUGUCAAAGUAUUGGAGUACUUCAUGUAACUUGCUCUACUAGUUGCUGAUACUUCUAAAAGCGACCUAUAGCAUGUACAGCGACCUUGCAAUGGAGGCUUGGCUGUAUUAACUUCCUUCUCUUUGGAAAAUGUUAUCUUACCUUUUUAAAGACAGAGAGCAUGGUCUGUGGUGUGCCUGUAAAGGUGAACUUGAUUGUUUUAAACGAGUAAGAGGAGUGAUUAAAUGUGUGCUGUAGUGGGCUUUUUCUAGUUAUCUUCCUAGGAAAAAUCUGGAGCACUCGUGACUGACUGAAGUCUUGCUGUGAUGCUGCUGUUGGGAUAACUAAGUGCAGGAAUAGCUACUGACGGUAAUUUUUUGUUCUGUAGGAAGUGGAUUACUCUUCAGGCUAUCCAGAUUAUUCAGUCAUAGCCAAAACUUAAAUUGGCAAAGGCAAUAUUCAGUUUAGGAGUUCAUGAAUACAGUUAACACUCAGGUUAACCUAGACUUCAUGAGAGUUGCUCUCUGUUUAUUGGAUACGUUCUCCCUUGAUUACAUGUUCAUCUCCCAUUAAUUCACUGGGUGCCAUGUGCGUGCCUUGUCUGGGUGAGAACAGACCCCCUGGAGUUGCUAAGUACAAAAAGGUUGAUGGGGACAAUUGAACAUAAGAGACAACAGCUAAAAAUAGACAAUCAGCUUACUAUUCCACCUUCUUAAUGGGCGUUUAAGCAAUGUUUUAAACUUCAGGGGUGAUCUUUUUGGCUUGCUUUUACCUAACAAAACGUAAAUCCAGAGUUUCUUGGGAUUUUGUGUUAUUUUUAAACUACUAGUACAUACAAAGUUACCUCUGAAAUAUUUCCCAAAGAUCUUUAAAUUAUUUAUGUAGUUUUCAUGAUAUUUAUUAUAAAAACUCAAAGGGAAUAAGAAGAUGCUACAUUCAGUAAUAUCCUUAACUACAGAACUGAAAGGAGUGCAUUUAAACUUCCUUGUAAUUUAAAUGGUCAUCUUGAUUUAUAAUUCAAUGUAAUGUAUUUAUGUCACGCUUCUCUGUGCUAGGGACAAAGGAUGUCUGAAAAACUCUCAGUAAUUAGUUUCCACGUAUUUCCCCUGCCUCGAUGAGGCUCAAAUGUUAUUGCAAGAUGUUAGUUUUGACUUGGCAACCAGUUAGACUUGGGAAACGCUGCAGUUUGCUGAACCGGUCAAAAGAUGGCACUGGAGCAUGCGUUCACCACGGGCAAGGGGCUCCUCUGCCGGGGCCUGGCCAGCUCGGUGUCUUACAGUGCCCUGGUUGCCACCGAGUGCCCGUGCCGUGCCGGGGGGACAUGGCAAAAGCGGCCUGAGUUUGGAAAGCCAUCAAAACACAGACUUCAGCGAAUGCCGUCACACUUCACAGCCCCAUGUUACCCCUUCGGUCCCUGCAGAGCCGCGUGGGAAGAGGCGAGUUGCGCGUUGCCGAGGGCUGAGCCCAGCCUUCAGGCUGACAGGUGGAUCUGCUGGUUCUGUCGGCAUUUCUGAUCUGCUAGCCUGUGUUGUUUCAAGUAGGUUUACACGAGGGAUUUAUGGAGGUUUUUUUGAUUUAAUUGUAACUGAAACAUCAGCCUGUCCACUUGUAUAUCGACAUUGUAUGUAUCUAGUUCCCUGUUUACAUAACGCACUCCGUAUAUUUCCUUUCGGAUUGAGAUGUUUGUUAAUGACAGUUUCUGCUAUUCUGUUUUUCUUCUUAUAAUGACAUUUGUAACAUUCCUCAGACUGUAGCAUUUUUAAAAGAAUGCUUCCAGAGACAAAAGAUUGGAGAGCCUCUGUAAAUGUUGCUUCCUGUUUAAACUGUUUAAAUUUGGAAAACAAGCUGAACACUGAAGUGUGCCUAGGUAAAUGUACUGCUAUUUUUUUUUUUCAACUUUCUGUCUGUUAAGACUCAGUUAAGUUUUCAGUUCUUCUAUUUAAGAGAGUCUGCCUACCCUGCAUAUGUGAACAUAAUUAUGCCCUCAGAGUCAUAGCUAAACGCUCACAAAUGGCAGUUUGAGAAUAUUUCAGUGUUCAUGUGAGGUUUGCUAUUAUUCUUACAUACAUGUAGUUGGCUGUAAAUUAUGUGCAUUUACUCUGUAAAAGCUGACUUUUUUUUGUUUGGAUUGCUUUACAUUUCAAAGAAAAUUAAAAUGAUGUGCUUCUAUUCA
Messenger RNA from Chroicocephalus ridibundus (black-headed gull), 5443 nucleotides. It is a transcript of the gene SLC25A36, whose product is annotated as solute carrier family 25 member 36. The record is from RefSeq and is a predicted model, not a curated record. The coding region runs from base 615 to 1388 and encodes 257 amino acids. Gene Ontology annotation, molecular function: pyrimidine nucleotide transmembrane transporter activity. Gene Ontology annotation, cellular component: mitochondrion. The transcript is spliced from 10 exons. NCBI's taxonomy places the organism in Eukaryota, Metazoa, Chordata, Aves, Charadriiformes, Laridae. Gene Ontology annotation, biological process: pyrimidine nucleotide import into mitochondrion.